CCGACAUGUCCAGGCCUCAGAGAAAGCCCACAAGUCGCACCCUGGACAACAGCGACCUACAUUGCCUCUCCGAGGACCUGAAGAAGGGAAAGGAGGGACAGGGAGGAACAAUCCAGCGUGCUCCUCCUCCUCCCCCUCGUGAUCGUAAGAUGCUCAAGUUCAUUAGUGGGAUUUUUACCAAAAGUGCAGGCGUGCCAGCCGGCGUCAGCACUCCACCUCCGCUGUAUCCACCUGUGGAGAGAGGUUCGAGUGAGGAGGAAGUUGUUUGCACCAGCAGUCAAGAAUGGACGAUGAGCCAAACUGUGCAAGACCUACAUCUGGGUGUUUUGGGCGGUCUGUGCAGUGGGAAGUCUGCUCUGGUCCACAGACAUUUAACUGGAAGUUACCUCCCACUGGAGAACUCAGAAGGACGCCAGUAUAUUAAGGAUGUGCUAGUUGAUGGACAGAGCCAUCUGCUGAUAAUCAGAGAAGAGACAGAACUCCCGGAUCCUCAGUUUGCAAGUUGGGUGGACGCAGUAAUCUUGGUCUUCAGUUUGGAAAAUGAGGCCAGCUUCCAGGAAGUUUACAAAAUCUAUCACCAGCUUGCAAUCCAUCGGCCUGUAACUGAGAUAGCUUUCAUAGUCGUCGGCACUCAGGAUAAGAUCAGCAGCACCAACCCCAGAGUGAUAGAUGAUGCCAGGGCCAGACAGCUCUGCUCAGACGUGCGGCGCUGCACUUACUAUGAAACCUGUGCGACGUACGGCCUCAAUGUGAACAGAGUCUUCACGGAUGCUGCUCAGAAGAUCAUGGCAGCUAAGAAGCAAGCUGCCCUACUGGCUUCUUGUAAAUCUCUUCCCAAUUCUCCCAGCCACUCUGGAGGCUCCACCCCAGUCUCCGGUGUCUUUCCAGGACAGGCGAGUAACGGUGGGCAGAGCAGCGACUACUCGUCCUCACUUCCCUCUACUCCUGUGAUCAGUCACAAAGACAUUGGCAGAACACUGAGAGGGGAGAAGCAGGACGGUACUACGCCUGUCUUGGUCCGUAGCGUCCGAAGACGCACCACUAGAUUCGCGGGCCGGAGAGGCAGCGACUCAAACAGAAGGAGCGCAGACUUUAAGGGCGAUCUGGGCAGCGGGCGCUCCAUUCCCAUCAAACAGGGCAUCUUGCUGAAGCGCAGUGGGAACUCGCUCAACAAAGAGUGGAAGAAGAAGUAUGUGACAUUGUCCAAUGAUGGCAUACUGUCCUAUCACUCCAGUGUCAAUGACUACAUGCUGAAUGCCCCCGGGAAAGAAAUGGACCUGCUGCGAGUGACAGUGAAGGUGCCGGGAAAGCGGCCUCCUCGCGCCGUCCCCACCUGCGCCCCCCCGGCUGGACUUAACGGGCGGGUCAAAGACGUUCAAGGAGCUGAGGACGAGGAUAACUUUGACUUCCUCAUUGUGUCGAGUACUGGCCAGACGUGGCAUUUUGAAGCCCAAAGUGUGGAAGAGAGGGACUCCUGGGUCCAAGCCAUCGAGAACCAGAUCCUGGCCAGCCUGCAGCUGUGUGAAAGCAGCAAAAACAAGGCUCGAAGGAACAGCCAGAGUGAUGCAGUGGCUCUGCAGGCGAUACGCAAUGCAAAGGGCAACAACUUCUGUGUGGACUGUGACGCUCCUAAUCCAACCUGGGCCAGUCUGAAUCUGGGCGCUCUCAUAUGCAUCGAGUGUUCCGGCAUCCACAGAAACCUGGGGACUCACCUGUCACGGGUUCGCUCUCUGGCCCUGGAUGAUUUGCCACGAGAGCUGACGCUGGUUCUCAGUGCUAUCGGCAACCACAUGGUCAACAGUAUAUGGGAGGCACGCACAAUGGGCCACCGUAAACCAGCACCCGAUGCUACACGAGAGGAGCGGGAAUCGUGGAUAAGAGCCAAAUACGAGCAGAAACUGUUUGUGGCGCCGUUGCCUCCUCCCACUCCCAGCGAGGGCCCAGACAUCACUCUAUCUGGCCGUCUUCUGUUGGCAGUGAUGGAGCACAAUCUCCCCAAGCUGCUGCUACUUUUGGCCCACUGCACUAAGGAGGACAUUAAUGCCCCUCUCAGCCUGGCACGCUCCUCCAGGUCGCUCUUAGCUCUGCGGCUGCCCGCCUCCCCCCUGCACGCUGCCUGUCAGCAGGCUGAUGUGGUGAUGACGCAGCUUCUAAUUUGGUAUGGCUGCGAUGUUCGGUAUCGGGACGCUCAGGGCCAGACAGCGUUGGCUCUGGCUCACAGCGCCGGCAGCCAAGAGUGUGUCGACAUCUUGCUCCAGCACGGAUGCCCGAACGAGCCGCCCCCAUCCGUCGCCGCGACAGUCGGUUUCGCAGCGGCAGCCACAUCCAGCUUCCCUGUUGCCAUGACACCAAGCCUGACGGUUGCCACGACACUCAAGAUCUCGCACAAGAGCGGCGGCACAAGCUUGAGUUACAGCACCUCCAGAAGAGCAGUGUCAUAACCGAAAUGUGG
This is a messenger RNA of Oreochromis aureus, 2452 nucleotides long. Its product is annotated as arf-GAP with GTPase, ANK repeat and PH domain-containing protein 2-like. Gene Ontology annotation, cellular component: nucleus. The transcript has 16 exons. The coding region runs from base 6 to 2441 and encodes 811 amino acids. The record is from RefSeq and is a predicted model, not a curated record. Lineage: Eukaryota; Metazoa; Chordata; Actinopteri; Cichliformes; Cichlidae. Gene Ontology annotation, molecular function: protein binding; GTP binding; GTPase activator activity.